Molecule: messenger RNA, 2808 nt
Organism: Ciona intestinalis (vase tunicate)
Lineage: Eukaryota; Metazoa; Chordata; Ascidiacea; Phlebobranchia; Cionidae
Source: RefSeq, a predicted model, not a curated record
AUUUACCAUAUAACUGUACAGGUAAUUAUUGUGCUAAUUUAAGAGAACGGUAACCGUACCGUAAGCUAUAAGAAUGCAAACGCAAAUGGAUAUUAGAUGUGAUGGUUUACGAGUUGUACAUAAUGACGGAAGGCUUGUACCAAGUGCUACAAAUAGUGAAAGAGAGUUAUAUACACGACCAGGGGACCCAUACUAUGAAAGCUACCGUCUUGCCACAUUCACCAAUUAUCCCAAUCAAAACAUCAAUGUUAGGCAAGUCGCCAGGGCUGGAUUCUACUUCAUUAGUUAUCAGGAUCAAGUAAAGUGUUUCAGCUGUGGACAGAUAUGUGAAGAUCUACAACAAUAUGAUGAUAUGUCAUUACCGCAAUGGCAUUUACCAGAUUGCGAACAUUUACACUCGUUACAACCCAACAGAAACAAUCAUGCAAAUACCCCAGUACAGUCUGGGCUGUCUAGACCAAAUGAAAAUGCUACUUUUCGGUCACUACCAACGAGAAGACCCGCUCAUUCAAAUGUUCAUUCUUCUAGUAGUUUGCCCCGCCAACCUACCACUAUAACAAUCAACCAACCCCGAAUACGAAGUACAUUUACAAUUCAUGAACAUUCCAACAUUGAUCUCUUUCCAUGCAAUCGACCAGAAUCUCCACACAUGAGAAGUGUGGAACAACGCUUACAGACGUUUACAAGGAGCAAUUGGCCAGCACAUCGUGUCAGAGCAUCAAUUUUGGAUAUAUCAAGAGCUGGUUUAUUUUACUUAGGCAAUAGUGACCGUACCAAAUGUUGGUAUUGUAACGGAGGUUUACAGAACUGGGAACCUAAUGAUGACCCCUGGUAUGAACAUGCAAAGUGGUUUCCUGAGUGUGAAUUCUUACUUCAACAAAAAGGCAUUGAAUACGUUUAUCGCGUUUCUUCUCAAUUUCCAAACCUACAGCGCCCUGUAAUUGUUCGAUCUCAACCCCAACCCAGUGUAACUAUUCAUAUUAAUCGACCCGGCAGAACAACCAUGCCCACAGCAUCAACCACACAUACAACUUCAUCUACACGCAUAUCUGCACCAAGAUCUACAGUUGUAUCUGGCCCACAAUUCCUGCCUCCCAUGAUCCCAGGACCAAGCAUCAACAUCAUUGAUCCUCGGGAGCAGCCGAGAUCAAGAGAAGAAGAGUUAAACAGAUAUAUAACUACAUCCCCAUACAUUGCUGUGGCUAGGGGUAUGGGAUUUGACGAUGAAGCUAUAAGAAGUACAUUAAGAAGGCAGCAUGAACAAAGCCAAAGGUUUUUCUCAAGUGCAGAAGAACUUGUUGAUGCUCUUCUAAAUCAAUCCAACAUCACUUCAGCUCCUCAAAUUCCCUCCUCUUCAACUGCAGGAGCGACUGGAGGACCUAUUACUCCUCUUGAAGAGUUGCGGCAGUUAGAACAGUCGCGAAUGUGUAAAGUGUGCCAUCGCAAUCAAGCGAAUAUGGUUUUGCUACCGUGUGGUCAUGUAGCAUGCUGUACAACAUGCGGGAAUGAUGUUACUAACUGCCCUGUCUGUCUGGCUGAUAUUACAGACCGGGUGAGGUCAUAUAUUGGUUAAGAAUCACUGUCUGCACUUAGAGGUUCAGAAGUGCUAAUGCAUAGGCACCGAACCUGGGGUGGCAAGUUGGAGCGGCCACCCCUAAGUUCUGCAAUAUAUUAACCAGUAAAAUUUACACCUAUUUAGAAAAAGGCUUCUUAUAGAAUUUAUAUUACUGCAUUUAAAAUAGUAUAUCAACUAUAUAUAACUAGAAUAUGUGUCGUUUUGUUAGGUGUUAAUCAAAAAGUUCUUCACUAGUCAUUUUUACCUUUUUCUAGAACUGGCAUGGAUGCAUUUUAUUAAUCAUUGCGUGGUGGUGUAACUCAGCGUUAUAAUAACACGGAUUAAUGUAUCCACAGCUCGUGCAUGCUUACAAGUUACCAUGUAUGUAACUUGGUAUGUUUUGGUAUAGCUGACAAAUUUAGACAACACAAUAUUGGCAACGAGGUUGUAGCGUUUGGUAGGUUACCCAUAAAACACAAGCUUAAAAUGGUAGCAUUAAGCCUUACAAUUGGUUUUCUAUAGUCUAUAGGGGAUUUUUAAUAGGGCAAGCGGUCUAAUCACUUAAUACAUGGCUGUUGUUGAAUAAAUGUAAAUGGUGUACAUUUGUAUGUUGUAUGUUAGUGUACAAAUGUACUUUAAAAAAAUAUUUUUAUUCUUAGAAAAUAUUAUUUCAUCCAAAUUUUAACCUAAAAACGUGUACAGCUUUAUCGUUUUAAAUUUGAGCUGCUGAUUUUUUAUUUUGCACAAAAAAAAUCUAAAUUGCCUUACAAUUUGUGACCGCACAUUGAAAAACCUUAUAAUAUAUUUUAUAUUUUUUUCCAUAUCUUCAAAAGUGUAUUAAUUUUGUUCUGCAUGCAUUGUAUGAACUUGCCAGAUCAGUUGAUUUUGUAGUGAAUAUUGAAUGAAUGUAACUUAUUUAUCCUUGUGUGGUGGGCAAGGACAGUCAUUACAACACAGGUGUUUUAUGCAAUGCACUUCAUGCCCACUCACAAGUUACAACAGAUGUUACUUGUUUAUUUUGUUUUUAAUGCUUAAAAGCAAUGAAGUGCUACCCACAAAGUUACAUUCACGGUAAAGUGGGCACCAGGUGUGUAAACAGAACACCUGUGUUAUAACAACUGUCACUGCCCACACGCGAGAAAGAAUAAGUUGCAUUCAUUUAUUUGAUUUUGUAUGAUUAAUUUGACAUGCACUUUUAAAUGUACAAUGUUAACUAAGUGAUUUUUUAUAUAAUAAAUAUUAUUACCCAGAGU